AUGAAUCAAUAGUUUUAGCAGAACUGUCCAUUUUCAUCUAGGUAAUACGAUUUCUUGACAUAAUCGGAUGACCAUUUAGACAAAGGAAGAGUUAAACCAAUCUAAUCAUUUGCUGAUUACGUUCAUGCACUUUAAGAACCAAGAUAAGCAAAAAUUCGUAGAUAGCAUACUGAAAUUAUCAAAAAAUCUCCAACACUUCCUAAACUUGAACCUGUGAUUCCAGAACUUUAGAAGAUGAAAGAACAUUUUGUUUUGAGUAUGACUAAAAAUAUUGUACCUCAACAAUGUCCAAUAAAUCAAUCAACUACUCCAAGAUGUAAGGUUUAAAUGCCAUUAUCAAUAACUCGAAAGUCAACAAAUUGUUAAAAAUAAAUAAAAUUAUCUCCAAUCACAUCCAAAAGUGCUUUUUGUAUAAAAUUACCCUAAGAGGAAGAUGAUGGGAUAUUUUUGACUAAAAUAGGAGGAGAAGAGACUAUAAGAGGAAUAGCUAGAAUGUUUCAUUAACAUUCUUAACAUCAUCCAAUAAUUUAGAGUAAUCAAUCAAAUAAUUUAUAAAGAAAUUGAUGAUCCUUAAAUGUAUGAAUUGAAAUUUGCUACAUUCCUAGAGUAUAUAAUGGGGAAACCUGUAUUCUUUAACAUAGAAAAUCUUAAAUAGAAACAUAUUCCUUUGUAAAUCACCAAUGAAUAAUAUAACCAGUUCAAGAGUUAUCUCAUAGUAAUUAAUAAAUUUAAAUUUAAGAGUAGUUUCAUUAAAUGUAAUAAGGGUCCACCAGAGUUGAUUUUUGAAUUCAGUGCACUAAUAGAAUAAUAUAAAUAUUGUAUUAUAACAACUGAACAAACUUUUGCUCAAAUAUUCAAUAAGAAGACAGAAAAUAAUACUGAAGAAACACCAGAAUCUAUAGUGAAUUUAGCAGAUUAGACAUAUUAAAAGAUUCAAGAAGAUUAAACUUUAUGUGAAUAUUUCAUUGGAAUUAGAAUGGAUGAAUAAGCUAAAAAAUUAGGUAGGAUAGUUCAUCAAAUGAUGGGAUGGGAUUGUAGUGUUGAUUAUGUUUUGAAUUACCUAAGGAAAUCACAUAAAUAAAUGAAUCUAACAAAUGUACAUUUCACAUUAUUCAAAUCUUAUCUUGUGGAAUCAAUGAAAGAUAUAGGAUUGAAAGAAGAUUAAAUAGAAUUAAUUACUCAAAGAAUGGAUGGAUAUAGAAGUUGUAUAGUAAAUUAAGAUUGUUUACUUGAUUUCUAUUUUCAAUCUUCUACUCUAUUCAAAGUUUAAGUUAAGAAAUAUGAAGUACUUCUUUAAAAGGAUCCCAGAUUCAGAAAUUUCCCUAAUAUAGCUGCGUUGUUAAGACAUGCUCACUUCCUUCUGAAAUAUGUCACUCAUUAACAUCAACCAUUGCUAACCAAAAUUGAUCUCAAGACUUUGCAUAGACAUUGUAUUAUUUAACAUGAAUGGAUUGAUGCUUUUAGAGACAAUUUCUUUCAUCUUAUUAAAAGCUAUACUCUCGAUAGACUUAUUCUAUAAGAUUAUGCAGACACAUGGUUUCAACUUAGAUACACUAUUAUGAAUCAAUGCACUAUUGAGAGUGUAAUAGGUUAAAAUGUCAUAGAUUCAGUUCAAUUCAAAAUUUAAAUCAAUCUCCAAGAUAACGAAGUAUAUAGUGAUCAUUUCAGAAAUGCCGAUUAUCAAAUCAAGUCUCAUAUAAAGAAAAUUAUUGCUUUCAUUUUCAAAAACUCUUAAAUCUAUAAAUCUAAUGACUUGAGGGUUAUCCAUUAUCCACUCAAAAUCACUGAGCAAACCUUUAAUUUAUUUGUUUAAUUAAUCAAAUAAGUUAUGCAAGAAGAAAAAGUGCCUGCUAAUCUCGUCAUUCUUGCAGAACAGAUUUGUUAAUAUUAUAGAAAUAGCAUUUGCAAUCUGUGA
Molecule: messenger RNA, 1915 nt
Organism: Paramecium pentaurelia
Lineage: Eukaryota; Ciliophora; Oligohymenophorea; Peniculida; Parameciidae
Source: the annotation of a GenBank genome assembly